This is a messenger RNA of Sporisorium graminicola, 960 nucleotides long. RefSeq lists its product as uncharacterized. The record is from RefSeq and is a predicted model, not a curated record. Lineage: Eukaryota; Fungi; Basidiomycota; Ustilaginomycetes; Ustilaginales; Ustilaginaceae. The transcript has a single exon. Bases 1 to 960 code for a protein of 319 amino acids.
AUGACGACCGUUGCUCCCCAACAGGCUGCCUCUACGCGCGCUGGAUCCGUGAUGAAUAAGGUCGCACGCAGUGGAUUCGACGCUGCCGGUGGAUCGGGCCUCUAUGACCGUGCACGUCCCUCGUACCCACCCGCUGCCAUUUCUACCAUUGUUGCGGAAGCAGUCAACGCCGAGUCACCCUCGCCGCUGCGCAUUGUCGAGCUCGGUGCGGGCACGGGCAUUGCUACACGCAUGUUGCUGGCAGCGGCCACGUCGGCUAGCGAGGACGGCACACCUCCUCCUGGUGUCGCGUCGCUGGCCGCCAUCGAGCCGUCCGCAGGCAUGCGCUCGCACUUUGAGUCGGCAAUCGCUUCGGGACCGCAGUCGCUCAAACAGCAGAUGCAGCAGCAAGGCCUGCUCUCUCCUUCCACCAGCAUCACGAUCGACGACGGCGCCUUCGAGUCGUUCCAAGCCGGAUCUGGCAACGACGCGGUCGUAGUCGCACAGGCCUGGCACUGGUGUCAGGACUGGGACGCUGCUCUCAAGCAGGUUGCCCAAGCCCUGCGUCCCAACGGCAUCCUCGCUCUCAUCUGGAACCUCGAAGACCGCGAGGCUGCUCCCUGGGUCGCCCAGAUCCGCGACCUGUACGAAGAGUACGAAGACAACACCCCCCAGUACAGGCACAUGUACUGGCGUGCCAUGUAUGAAACGCCCACGUUUGCCAGCCUCUUUAAGGCCGAAGAACCGAGGCACUACCACCGCACCAUCCCUACCACGCUGCAGGGCGUCAUUGACCGCGCAUUGUCCAAAUCCUACAUCUCGGUCCUGCCCCAGGACAAGAGGGACAAGCUGGUCAAUGGCAUGACGGAUCUGCUCAACAAUACGCCUGACGAGAAGCUGGGCAGGAAAUGGAUCGACAAGGAGAAUGGCGUCUGGGAGUAUCCUUACCGCACGGAUCUGUUUAUCUUCCGUCGAGUCUGA